Funneliformis geosporum is the source of this 1386-nucleotide messenger RNA. The record is from the annotation of a GenBank genome assembly. Lineage: Eukaryota; Fungi; Glomeromycota; Glomeromycetes; Glomerales; Glomeraceae.
AUGGCCAAUACAAAUCCUAUCAAACUUAAGUGUGGUUUUCAAGAUGGGCAGGAUGAAAAAAAUUUCGUGAUUGAGCUUUGCAAGGAAGAUAAGGUUUUCACUCUCAAAUCUUCCGUUAAAACUUUAUUAUUAAAUCAAGACCCUACAUGUACAACAGAUACAGUUGCCGUUGUUAACAACUUGAAUGUGUUGGAAAGUCAAAUUAUUGAUAAAAAUAAUAGUUGUACUUUCCUGGAGCCAUCUCAUGAAAAAGAGGUCAUUGCAAAUACCUCACAGGACCAUGCUCAGAAAUGUAUUGGGAAUUCUAUUGUAAAUUUAAAAGUAUCACAUGAUAUAAAAAUAGUUAAUGAUCAAGAUAAAUCAGCGGAAGAAGUGAGUAUAGUAACCGAAUUCGUUCAAGCAUCAAAAAACUUGCCAAUUCAUUCUGUCAAGCGAAUGUUGCAGGGAAAAACGAUCAUAACAAAACAGGCAGAAAUAACAGCUUGGCGUUUAUUCUCUGAAAGAUUCAAAGAUAUGGUCGUGAAGCUUAGAUCCAAAGAUAAGAAACUUGCAGAUAAGACUGUAAGAUCACAAAUUUACACUGAAAUGAGGCCAUAUCUUACAGGCAUUUCUGAUGGAUAUUUAUGUGUAAUGACCUGUAAAACAAGAAAAAUCAAUAAGCUAUUUGGCUAUAAAUAUGACUCUAUAACUCUCAAAAAAAUUAUGAUAUACCAGGGUAUAUGGUUAAGCGGGUCACUUAGUCAUAUAGAGAAAAUCUCUGAGACCGUAGUUACUACUUUAACUUAUGACUCAGAUGAUAAUUUUAGUGAUACCUCAGAUGAUACAGUUUAUUUUAAGGAAGAAGAAGGGACAAAUGAAUCGUCUGAAGAGGUCUCUAAAAAGUCUGAAGUAGAAGAAGUAUCAGACCCCAUUUCGAGAGGAUUCAAAUUCUCAGAAGAAAGUCAUCCACCUGUGUUAAAUAAUAUCGUAGGAGGUUGUGUUCUUAGAAACAAUAAACAUUUUAGAGGUUUUGAGGGUACUUAUGAAGAGUAUGUCAAAUAUAUUGGUAUGCGUCAUAUUGAGAAUGGUGAAACUCCAACUGAGUGGAAAAAUAGGAUUUGGAAUCGCCUAAUGUAUUUUCAAAAUAAAAAAUCUUAUACAUAUGGUGAGAAAGAUUGCUUUUAUACUCAUAAAGCAUUGCCACAUCUUGUUGAUAGACAAACAUACUCACCGACAUCUGAUCUAUUGGAUCAGUGGAUGAGUUUUCAUCAAAUAAUUCAAUUUGGUAAAUUCAGACGCAGAAAUCUAUAUACCAUUUUAACUGGUAAUUACAUUCUAAAUAAAUUUGGCAUUCAUGCUGACAAAAAAGUAUAUAGUUAUGCUUUAUGGUUAGAAAAUGUUACCUGA